AUGUCUAAACGUUAUAAACGAGAUAAAACUCCAGACAGUGUCAAUCAUCAAAGCAGUUCAUGUACAACAUACAACUAUAGAAAUUAUCAUUUACAACCUGAUUGGAGUCAAGGCUGUCAACAUUGUGAUGAAAAUAUUAACGUCAUCAGGAGAAUACAUUCUCCUGAUCAUCAGGCACCACCAACUGUACCAUUACCUCCUCCUCCUCCGCCGACCUGCUUACAUUUACCUCCAUCAUAUAUAUCAUCUCAUGUGAAAUGUCAUUCUCAUAAUAAUGAUACUAAUACUACUAAUAACAACAAUAAUAAUAGUAGUAGUAUUGGUAGUACAACUAAACACGGAUCACAAAGUCUAGUAGAAAAGGCAGUUUUUCGUAUGAUUAAAUAUUUCGAUCAUAAAUCAGGACAUAAAAUUCAUGAGUCGACAAUUAUUGCUACAAGUGAAGAUUGUUUACAAAGUGAUUCUUCAUGUGAAGAACGACCGCUUAUCUCUAAUCAUCAAUAUAACAAUAAUAAUGAUAAUAAUAGUAAUAAUAAUAAUAAUGUUUAUCCUACUGGCGCUUCAGUAGGCGGCGAAAGUAGUACAACUUCAACGGCAUCUACAUGUAUCAAUCCAACUGAAGUGGAGAACUGGAUGCGUCGACGACUUUACUAUCAUUUUAUGACACCGAUUGGUAAAUUUCAGGCAAAACGACGUAUUCCGUUUAAAUUAUUUAUCCAGAUACUUAAGGUGCUGUUGGUAACGAUUCAGUUAAUUCAAUUUGGAUUUAAUCGUGCCGCGCAUGUAUCAUUUGGUGAAUUAUCGCAUAAAGCUUUCUGUCAUCUGUAUUUACAUCAAUGGGAUCCCCAGUAUGAGACAUUAGAUUAUCCUCCAGCAACUGGUGUUUACGCUGUAUAUACAAUUGAUGCAUUUUAUGAGCACGUUGGUUAUGCAAUCACUCAGUUUAAUAAAACAAAAGAAUUAGCUCUCGGUGGGUAUUUAUUUGAUUCAACAAAUCCAACAAUGAAAUUAUGCAUGAAAUACGUAUCCCCUCCAAUGGAAAAUAAAAGCACCAUAUUUAGAGUAGCAUUACAAGAAGUGGAAAAAUGUGUAUCCAUUGAACCACAGAAGAUUGAUGCUAAACAAUUACAAGAUGUCGAAUCAAUAAAGACUUUUCUUCAAAUCCAUGAAUUGAUUAUUGAUUUUGACCAUCUACUGGGAUUCAGUAUACACUUCAAUCUUUUAUCUCCACCAAUUUAUCAUCUCGACUGGACGCAAACAAUUGAAUGCUAUCGAUUUAUGAUCAAGAUAUCUUUAGAAAAUCCUUCACAAUCGGGUCAAAUCAAAAUUCUACUACACGCACCGUAUGCAUCUACACCGUGUCUUGAUUUACCAUUAACGGAGAUAAAUGAUGCUUCAUCUUCAACACCACAACAAUCGUUAACGACGUCUACUACUACAACUACCGUCCGGUUGACAACUGCAUCUUCGACAUCACCAUCGACAUCAUCAUUGAAUCUGGCGGAGAAGAAUAAAAAGCAGGAUAUACUUGUUAAAUUUUGGAAUCAAUUCAAUAUUACAUCAUCAAAAGUGUCGAAUGAAACCAAUUAUAUGAUACCACGUGGUGGAUUAGUUAUCCUAAUUGAUUGUUGUACACUUGUGUUAGGUCUUAUCUCUUGUAUUCUAUGCAUACGAUCAGUUAUACAAGGAUUUCGUAUGUGGCUGGAGACAGUUAGAUUUUUCAAACAUUGGUUUGGUAUACAAUUGAAUGGUGUAUUCUGGGAAUUUGUACGACCAUGGAUUCUAUUCAUCAUUGUCAAUGAUCUCAUUAUCAUUAUAACAUCAUUAUAUGCUUUGAGUACACUACAUCGUAUUCAAAUGAAAUACGAACCACUCACGUAUUCAAUGGGAAUUGGCGCCCUAUUAGUAUGGAUUGGCAUACUCUACUAUGUGGGAUUUUCGUACGACAAUAGUCUGUUAAUACGGACUAUUUCACGAUCAAUACCUGGUCUUCUAUGCGGUUGGGUUGUACUUGGACCGUAUAACUUGAAAUUUCGUACAUUUAUGUCAACUGUUGAAUGCUUGUAUAGUUUAAUCAAUGGAGAUGAUAUGUUUGUUACAUUUACAAUCAUUAAUGAAAAUGAUCCAAUUGGGAUUUAUCUAUUCAGUCGAUUAUUUCUUUAUCUUUUUAUAACACUGUUUAUUUAUGUUGUCUUGAAUUUAUUUGUAACAAUUAUAUUUGAAGCAUAUGAAGAAGUAAAGGAUAUGCAAAACUCUCGUGGACGUCCAAAUGAUUCACCCUUAUGGCAUUUUGUAUGUCAGCAUAAUUAUGAUCCAAAAUCGUCAAUAUUUAAAGAAGAUGAAUCACGACCAGAUCGGCAUAUAUUACAAGAACAAGCACAAGGUAUUUUUGGUGCUGGUGCUGUUGGCGGUGCUGGUACUGGUUCUGAUGGAGGUGGCAACAGUGGUAUUUCAGGAACAAGACAUUCAUCAACAGAUCGUUUAGAUACUGGUAGUAUAAUAAGCACAUCUGUGAAGUUUAAAUCAUUUCUUAAAUGUCAACAAAGACAACGAGAACAACACCAACAGAAACAAUCACAAAAUUAUCAACGUCAACAAAAAAGGCGACAACAAAUCGAUGAAUAUAAGCAGGAACAACCACGACAACAACAACAAAACUGUCGUUAUCAUCAUUUACAUCCAAUGGGAAAUGAAGAGAUUGAAAAUUCAAUGAAUCAUAGGACAUUUAAUGUUCAACAGCAGGAUAAAGCAGAUGGUACCAGUAGUAUUAGUAGUACAAUUGAUGAAAAUGACGCCGAUUGUCGAAAAAUCAUCAUUGGUCAUGAUGCAGCUGAUGAUGGUGAUGAUGACGGUGAUCAUGACCACCAUGGUGAUGAAAAUGAAGACAAUUAUGUAUGCAAUCGCUUUUCAGAAUCACUAAACAAUACUACAACUCCGACCAUUAUACCUGAAGAGUCAAUAACUACAUCCCAACAGAAUAGUGAUUCCCUUUCUGCACUGAAGGAGUCUUCACUAAAUGUAUGA
Messenger RNA from Trichobilharzia regenti, 3024 nucleotides. Lineage: Eukaryota; Metazoa; Platyhelminthes; Trematoda; Strigeidida; Schistosomatidae. The record is from the annotation of a GenBank genome assembly.